AACCGAGUGAACUUUGAAACACUGUUUUGGUUUUAUGUCUGAUACAUAUUCAUCAAGGAUAUAAUUAUUGAAUACCAUUUUUAUCACGUUGUAUAUAAUUGGAUACUGCUGAUAGACAUCGAGCAGUCAUGUAGCUUGAAACAGCACGUAGAAAUUCGAGUCCCUUUUUCGCAGACAUCCUUAUCGACAAUUCGACAAUUGGCAGCCGGAAACUUUAUUGUGGGAACUGUUACGUAAAUCGACGCGUUCAAAACUGGAUGUAAAUCACUACUGAAAUCGAAAAUCAACAAUCCUGCGCUCGAGUGAUGGUUUCAUUUUUGUUUUGAUUCUACAAUUUCGCGGCGUCGAUAACUCGGAGGAGGAAUCAAAGGUCGACGCAAAGCGUCGCUUCAACUGGAUUUGUACACGGAAAUUUCAAUUAAGCCGUAUAGAAGAACGAAAUUGUUACCCGCGUACGCUUCUGAUUUUUACGCCCAUAUAAAGAGGAACGAAAACUUGAUUUCUGAUGCAAGAACGUAGUUACCCCAUUAAUGGACGGUUUAUUGUUUACCCAUCGUGAACUCAAGCCAAAGAACAUAAACAAUUAUCAGGUAUGCUGUAAAGGUCCUCCGUUAGUAUUAGUAAAAAGCGUGCAAAAUAGCGCACGCUAUUUUAUACGUGUUAGUAAUUUUCGUGUACGAUACAAAAAAAAACUAGCUCACCUGUAGCUUAUGUCGAACCACGUUGAGCUCAAACAUCGAUGCAUGCAUACGUGAUACAUCAGAGAGAGGAACGAAUUCGUUUUGGCCCAUUCACAAUGGAAAUGAACGAGGUUGGUAGUCUCCAAAUACCCGAUCAAGUUAAUCUACCAUUUGCGAUCUCCUCCUCUGGCGACAACUACGUCAUAGUGACCAAGGGUAGCACCCAGAUCCUACAGCUUAAAUACAAACAUAUUAAUGAGGAUGGUGCCUUAAAUUACAUCCUCACGCGAUUCGAAUGUUCCAAGGAUAAACCCACCGGACAACUAGCAAGCAAAGAAAAAGAUGUUUACAACCUCAGCAACCGACUGGAGAAGGCCAUAAUAAUGCUUGAUCAAACAAUAGUACCCAACAUCGCCACGCUGAACAUAAACAACGUUAGCGCUUCCGCUUCGCCACCUGGAAUCUUCCAGGACUACAACAGUUGUCUGGUGGCCCAUCUGACCAAUAUAGGACAACUCACUCUGCAGCGAUAUGAUAAAAACCGAAACGAGUGGAACUCGUAUGUGGAUGUAUCAUCCGCCUGGAUAGCGCACUUCUAUGAUAACAGCGUUUUCAGAGAUUUUAAAAGUUUAGUACCUGCCGUGUACGAAGCGCUCAUCACUAGCUUUUGUUGGCGCGACCAAGCUUUUCGACAUGUGGCACAUUUUGCGAUAGGGACAAAAUCUGCCAAAAUAGCAAUAUACAGUCUACUGUCGGAUAGCGUUCGAGUUCAGUAUCUUGCGCAAACUUCCAAUCCGGUGAGGAACCUCAAGUGGAUCACUAUCUCCGAAGAUCGAAAUCUUCUGCUGGCGGGGCUGCUGAAUGGGAAAAUAGUUUUAUACAGUUUCAAAACGUUGCCCGAUGGGGAUAUAUACGAUUUUGUGCAGCUGAACGAUAUUUGGGCGGACGCAGAUGAUUUGACCAUUGGACACAUAGAGUAUGAGAUUGAUCACUCCAACCAACGGUUAUUAGUGUUAAUCGUAAAGGGAACGCAUCUACUGGCAUUUGUUUGUAGCUUACACGGCGAGGUUCGUUCUGUGGCCAUUCAAAAUAUGAACAAUUUCAUGAUCACAGGUCUCCAACAACUCUUCAGUUACCGGUACAUUUUGUGUACACUUCCCGGCUCGAUGUUCUGUGUCGAAAUCAAGUUCAUCAAAACUGGCCAACUGGUGAUCGAACACACUCCUAUCCAAACCGAUCUGAACACAAGUAAAUUUUCGAUUUACGGAGUGACUGCCAGCAAAAACCGCGCCUGUUGGUUGUUCGUUGGCUAUCCGUCGAAAAGCUUUGACCAUCUAAGUUUGCGCACUCCCACGGUUAUAUUCUUCUGCAAAUUCAGCGUACAAGACCCAGUUAGGAUAUUACUUGAAAACCCAACACUCAGGAUGACCGAUUUUUAUGAUUGCGCCGAAGUGAUCAGGUACAGUGGAAACCGGAAUACCCAGACGCUGGGUGAACUGGGAUCUCGUGCUGCAUGUAUCGCGAGGAUGGAUGAUUCUUACGCUUAUCAGCUGAAGUUGCAACUCAUUCAGUUGGGUUCAAGAUUCAGUCAUUUCAAGAAGCGCUGCCAAUCGAUAGCGGACUCACUGCUGGGGCAAUUUCAAUUUGUGACGAUGAUGAUUGAUGCCAUACAUGCUGCUAAGGUUAUUUAUUAUUUCCUCAACCUUUGCCAAUCCGUCGGCGAACUAAGCUACAUGCAACUAUUGACAGUGCGCUGUUUACGGAAUUUCCUGCGUGAUUUUGCAGCAGGUGUCUUCCCUGGAGAUUUCGAACAUGUUCAUAUUACAUUUAAACCCAUCGUGGAAGAAAUUGUCACGCGGACGAACGAAUUACUCGCGAAUGCCACCGUACAAUUGCAGCAGGAAGAGUGCAUGUUUUGUGGAAUGACCAUCUCGGACACGAAUCAAGUGUGUUCACUCAAUCAUCAAACCUUUCGAUGUUCAAUCACUAAGCAGCAAAUUCCGGUCAGGAACAUUGAAACUGUUUGCAGUAUGUGCGAUCGCUACUCGUUGGACGUGGAAAUACUGACGGAGAUCUUCAACUACGAUAGCGGGAAUGUGCCAAUAUAUUAUCGUUAUUGCUGUCUGUGUGAUCUUCCAUUUACCAAGCGUCUCAUCGUGUGA
Molecule: messenger RNA, 2842 nt
Organism: Toxorhynchites rutilus septentrionalis
Lineage: Eukaryota; Metazoa; Arthropoda; Insecta; Diptera; Culicidae
Exons: 5
Coding region: 740-2842 (700 amino acids)
Molecular function (GO): protein binding
Source: RefSeq, a predicted model, not a curated record